Molecule: messenger RNA, 2198 nt
Organism: Oryzias melastigma (Indian medaka)
Lineage: Eukaryota; Metazoa; Chordata; Actinopteri; Beloniformes; Adrianichthyidae
Product: CCR4-NOT transcription complex subunit 2
Exons: 15
Coding region: 149-1747 (532 amino acids)
Biological process (GO): regulation of stem cell population maintenance; regulation of DNA-templated transcription; nuclear-transcribed mRNA poly(A) tail shortening
Cellular component (GO): P-body; CCR4-NOT core complex
Source: RefSeq, a predicted model, not a curated record
UUAUCUGAGCCGAUCAGUAUUUCUGAUGAUAUCCUCCUUGGGAACCGACGGGGUCAGAGGUCACCGCUGCAUGCUCGCUGAUUGGUCAAUUCGUGUCGGCCAUCUUGGAUUGUAGCGGGGAAGACAGAUUGAUGCGGUGACACGCGGGAUGUUUGGUGCUAACCGGAAGAAGUUUAUGGAGGGAGGGAUAGAGAGCGACUACACGGACGAGUCGAGCCUCUACUACAGCCCGCAGUCCAUGUUCCCUCCCCACAGAGCCGACAAAGACAUGUUGUCGUCUUCCUCUGCCUCCUCAUCGGGUCAGCUGUCUCAGCUGGGAGCCAGUCUGUACGGGCCUCAGAGCGCUCUGGGCUUUCCCAUGCGGGGCAUGAACAGCAGCUCCACACCUCAGCUCAGCCGGAGCGGCCUGAACCAGUCAGCCGGUCAGCUCUCCAGCACUCCCAGCUCUGGCUCUUUGCACACACCGCCGUCGCCGAGCAGAGGCAUCCUGCCCAUGAGCAGCCGCAGCGUCCUGAACCACAACCAGCAGGUGGGGGGGCCGACGGGGCAAACCAGCGGGAUGGGAGGAGAGAGGGGGGGCGGCGGAGGGAGGAGCGGCAGCAUGGGCAGCCCCAGCCGCUCGUCUCCCAGCAUCAUCGGGAUGCCCAAACAGCAGCAGGCGCGGCAGCCGUUCACCAUCAACAGUAUGUCAGGAUUUGGCGUGAACAGGAACCCGGGCUUCAACAUGAACAACUCCUUAUCCAACAACAUCUUUAACGGCACAGACGGCAGCGAGAAUGUGACGGGCUUGGACCUGUCGGACUUCCCCGCGCUGGCCGACCGAAACCGGAGGGACGGAGGUUCAAAUCCCACCCCAUUGCUCAACCCGCUGGCCGGUCGGGCGCCUUACGUCGGCAUGGUAACCAAGCCAUCCAGUGAGCAGUCGCAGGACUUCUCCAUCCACAACGAAGACUUCCCCGCUCUCCCCGGGCCGAACUACCAAACUAAAGACCCCACCAGCAGCAGUGAAGACAACAAAACGCAGAACUUGAACUCAUCAGGAAAAUCCACCUCCAGCUCAGAUGGUCCAAAGUUUCCGGGUGAUAAGAGUUCCACUCCGAGCAACAACAACCAGCAGAAGAAAGGGAUUCAGGUUCUUCCUGACGGGCGAGUGACCAACAUCCCCGUCGGCAUGGUAACAGACCAGUUUGGAAUGAUCGGUUUGCUGACGUUCAUCCGGGCAGCAGAGACGGAUCCAGGGAUGGUUCAUCUGGCGCUGGGCUCCGACUUAACCACGCUGGGCCUGAACCUCAACUCACCAGAGAAUCUCUAUCCUAAGUUUUCGUCUCCGUGGGCGUCGGCUCCCUGUCGACCGCAGGAUAUCGACUUCCACGUUCCCUCAGAGUAUUUAACCAACAUCCACAUACGGGAUAAGCUAGCAGCCAUUAAGUUGUCUCGGUAUGGAGAAGAUCUGCUGUUUUACCUUUACUACAUGAACGGAGGAGACCUGCUACAACUGCUGGCAGCAGUAGAACUGUUCAACCGGGACUGGCGGUACCACAAAGAGGAGCGGGUCUGGAUCACCCGCGCUCCCGGCAUGGAGCCCACGCUGAAGACCAACGCCUACGAGCGAGGAACCUACUACUUCUUUGAUUGUCUCAACUGGAGGAAGGUGGCCAAGGAGUUCCACCUGGAGUACGACAAACUAGAAGAGCGGCCUCACGUUCCCUCCACCUUCAACUACAAUCCUGCCCAGCAGGCCUUCUGAUUGGCUCUCGCCUGCCUCUCUGCCAUUGGUCCUCCCGGCACAUCAGCCACGCCCCCUUUAGGUUUAGUCAGAUAAAUCAGGACAGAAGAGGACGUCCACAUUUCUGAGAGACUCGUUUUAACCUUUUCUAAUUUAUCUUUACCUCAUUUUUUUAAACAUUUUAUUCCCUUUUUUUAUUUUUGUUAGCCGUCACGCCGACCUGUAAAUAACUGUCCAUCUGAUGAAGGGACUCUUGUUUCUAUGAGAAUUGACUAUUUUUGUCUAAAGAUGCUUUUAAAAGAAGCAGGUUUUAACGGAGAAAGCAGGACGGAAGCAUUCGAUGGAUAAUUAUUUCAGAACUCCCAAACCCGUUUUCAUUUCCCAGAACACACUGCAUCCAACAGAACGUCAGGACAGGAAAUGCAAUGUACAUUGUAGCACUAUUUCAUAAUAAAAGAGGAAGAAAAAUCCC